AUGGCAGCGCCCGGCCUCUGCCACGCAGACUUCCGCCUGGCAGGGACACUGGGGGCUGGGGGCUGGUCGCGUCGGAGGUGAGGUCGUGACCCUCGGCGUGGAGCCUCAGCGCAGGAACCAUGUCGGAAGGAAACGCCGCGGGCGAGCCCAGCAACUCCGGAGGGCCGCGACCCCUUCUCUCUGGGGGCCGCGGGCUGAUCGGCCGGCGGCCAGCACCUCCGCUGACACCAGGCCGCCUUCCCUCAAUUCGCUCCCGGGACCUCACCCUUGGCGGAGUCAAGAAGAAAACCUUCACCCCAAAUAUCAUCGGUCGGAAGAUCAAAGAAGAGCCGAAGGAAGAAGUAACUAUGAAGAAGGAAAAGCGCGAACGGGAUAGAGACCGCCAACGUGAGGGUCAUGGACGGGGACGUGGCCGCCCAGAAGUGAUCCAGUCUCAUUCUAUCUUUGAGCAGGGUCCUGCAGAAAUGAUGAAAAAAAAAGGGAACUGGGAUAAGACAGUGGGUAUGUCAGACAUGGGACCUUCUCAUAUCAUCAACAUCAAAAAAGAGAAGAGAGAAACUGAUGAAGAAACCAAGCAGAUCCUGCGCAUGCUGGAGAAGGAUGAUUUCAUCGAUGACCCGGGGCUAAAGAAUGACACACGGAACAUGCCUGUGCAGUUGCCACUGGCUCACUCAGGUUGGCUUUUUAAGGAGGAGAGUGAAGAGCCAGAGGUUAAGCCUUUUUCAGCUGGCCCCAAGGAAGAAGACAUGGAAGUGGACAUGCCUGCUGUAAAAGUUAAAGAGGAGCCACGGGAUGAGGAAGAGGAGGCCAAGGUGAAGGCCCCUCCAAGAGCAGCCAGGAAGACCCCUUGUCUCCCGAAGGACGUGUCUGUUGCAGAGUUGCUCAGAGAACUGAGCCUCACCAAGGAUGAGGAGCUGUUGUUCCUUCAGCUGCCUGAUACCCUUCCUGGGCAGCCACCCACUCAGGACAUCAAGCCUAUCAAGACAGAGGUGCAGGGCGAGGAUGGACAGAUGGUGGUGAUAAAGCAAGAAAAAGACCGGGAAGCCAGAUUGGCAGAGAACGCUUGUACCUUGGCUGACCUGACAGAGGGUCAAGUGGGCAAGCUGCUCAUCCGCAAGUCAGGGAAGGUACAACUCCUCCUGGGCAAGGUGACUCUGGACGUGACCAUGGGAACAACCUGCUCUUUCCUGCAGGAAUUGGUGUCUGUGGGCCUUGGAGACAGCAGGACGGGGGAAAUGACAGUCCUGGGACACGUGAAGCACAAACUUGUGUGUUCUCCCGAUUUUGAAUCCCUCUUGGACCACAAACACCGGUGAAACGAACAGAUGGAGGAGGAUGGUGACUGCCCACGACUGCUGCCUGCUCCAGACCGAUUUGUUCUCAAACACAUGCAGCCCAGAAGGGGCCUGUUCAGCCCACCCAUUGCAGUCUUUGGCAGCUGUCGUCCCAGUUUCCCCUGACUAGGGCCAGUACUGCAUCCCUUACCCUGGCAGCUGAGAAUGGCGCAAUGGCCUUCCCACAGCAUGAGUAUGAAAGGCACAGCCUCAGUGCUGGGAACUUGACCCUGCUAUUUAUUUUUUAUUUAUGUCUUAAUCCUCAUAACUGACUGCAUCCUCCCAAGGUAGGAUGGGUCAGGCUUCUUUUUGGGAGCUGUGGGUUACAGGGAUGAAAAGGGGAGGAGUUCAGGUGGGUAGGAAAGAACAGGGGUGAAGUUUGAGACUUGAAAUUCAGUCCCAGCUCACUGGUUUCUAGUUCUGUGUCCUCAAACUACCUAACCUUUCUGAGCCUUGUAUUCCUCAUUUGACAAACAUGAGGAUAAUACCUACCUCACAGGGUCGGUGUGAGGAUCAAAUGGAAUAUUGUAGAUGAGAACUCCUUGCAUAAGACCAGCCAUACAUUGUAUAGAUUAUAUCUAUCUAUCUAUCUAUCUAUCUAUCUAUCUAUCUAUCCCCAUAGGCACUCAAUAAAUGUUAGUUUCUCUUUCCUUUGUUUAAGUUUAUUUCCUAACAUAUUAACAUUCUCUGAAGAAGUAACUAGUUCUGCUCACAUCCCUACUUUUGUGACUUCAUUGCUUUUGUUUGUUUGUUGUUUAAGACAGGGUUUCUCUGUAGCCCUGGCUGUCCUGGACUCACUUUGUAGACCAGGCUGGUCUCAAACUUACAGAUACACGCCUGCCUCUGCCUCCCUGAGUGCUGGGAUUACAGGUGUGCGCCAUGGCGUCCAGCUAACUUCAUUGCUUUCUAAAUUCUAAUUUAGUCUUCUUUGGUGCUGAGCCUGGGACCUGGAGCAUCCUAGGCAAGUGCCCUACCACUGAGCCAUAAACCCCAGCUUUUCUUCAUUCCUGCUCUGCAUCCCAUUUCCACCCUGGGCCAAUGUAAUGAAUGUCGAUGUCGGCUCUUCCAUACCUUUUCUCCCUUACUGUCUUGGCCACCUGCUUCCUGUUAGAGUUUCUGCUGGAAGAAGUUAGAGGCCUUUAGUGUGGUAGGCUGAGGCUUACUCUUUGCACCCUUUUCUGCAGUGAGUGGCCAGUAGACUUAACUUCCAUAAAGGUAUUUCUCAAGAGAAACAUGGCCAGAAUUCGUAGUACACUUCAUCCAAUAGUGCCUAAAAUAACAAAACAGCCGUGGUGAGAUUCGGGUUGACACUUGAAAGGUGACCUCCUACUUUAGAAGCUUGGUGAUUGAGAAGUUUCCUUCUGCCUCCUAGCAUCACCAGGUGUGCUUGCCCAGCGUGGCAUGCCUGGUUUCCAGUGCUGUGCUUAUGACCGUCACCUUGCUUCCUUCACUGGGAUCAAAGCUCAGUGUAUGUUGCCUGGGAGAACAUCUACUCUUCCUUCCUUGUUAGCAGAGCUGAGGCAUUUUCAAUUUGGAGCAAAGACAGCUCUCUGCUGACACCUUAGCAUGUAAUAGCAUCUGCAGUGAUAAACACCAGACUCAGUGAGGACUGCCAGGUGGCCCUAGACUCUUCAGGUACUGCUUCUUGUAGUCUCCCUCUCCCUUCUUCUCUAGUCUGUGGUUUAUUGAGCACAGCUGGGGCUUUUCUACAGAGCCUCUCGGGCUGCCCAACCAGCUUCUGUGAAGAGAUUGAGUCAUUAGUGGCUACAUUGUCCUUCAGGAACCAAAAGCUCAUACUCGUCCUGUUGGGGAGUGGUAUUAGUCUAACAUGGUCGAGAACAGGAGAGGAAGGGGUUCCUUGGGAUUGAAUGCCAGGAAAUCCUGUCUGGUCUAAGGCAGCUUUGAUUAGCUCGAUGUGACAGCCCUUUGUGCUUUUAAAUAGCUGAUGUGCUGCCCUUGGGUGUCUGUGGAAUACUGCUUUUUACAGUUUUUUUUUUUUUUACAGUAACCCAAUAGCCUGUGUCUUUAGAUGUUUGGUACUUUGCAGUCCAUAUUUCUCUCUCUCUCUCUCUCUCUGUGUGUGUGUGUGUGUGUUUUAAAGUGUAUAGCUCAGUCUGACCUCCAACUUUGAACCCUGCCUUGGCCUCCUGAGUGCUUUAAUUAUAGGCAUGCACCAACUGUGGACGGAAACCUUUGCAUUCUUUGAGUCUUCCUAGAAGAUGGUGUAUUACCAUCUUCACAGUUUAAAAUGCCUUAAUAGUGAAGCUUUUGACUGUCAGUUCUCACCAUCUGUCUCUAGGUUCCAGAUGCCCAAGUUCGAGCUUAUCGGUUCAAGGCUGGGAAAGAGAGGCAAGUCUGCUUUCUUAGCUGAGCUUUGAAGUGAAGCAUCCAUUUCUACCAGCUACAUGUGCAAAUAACGGGGGGUGGGGGUGGGGGUGAGGCAGUUUGUACAAGGAUGCAAAUGAAUGCAAAUGUAUUACUACCUGCAUCUGUGUGUAUAUAUAUUCUGUUAGAAACAGAACUAAAGACUUGUUCAUUUCUUUGUAUAAGCAACUGUGUAGGCUUCAGUCAGGCUUGGGAUUGUCUUCAACUCUACAAGUAACCUUGCAGAGAGAAAAAAAAUCACUUGUCCUCCUUAAUUUACUUAAUUUUUUGAAAGAAAAAUGUUAAUCACUAUA
This is a messenger RNA of Psammomys obesus (fat sand rat), 4012 nucleotides long. RefSeq names its product RNA polymerase III subunit D (gene Polr3d). Gene Ontology annotation, biological process: transcription by RNA polymerase III. Gene Ontology annotation, molecular function: DNA binding. The record is from RefSeq and is a predicted model, not a curated record. The transcript is spliced from 9 exons. The coding region runs from base 120 to 1316 and encodes 398 amino acids. NCBI's taxonomy places the organism in Eukaryota, Metazoa, Chordata, Mammalia, Rodentia, Muridae. Gene Ontology annotation, cellular component: RNA polymerase III complex.